Panthera uncia (snow leopard) is the source of this 3098-nucleotide messenger RNA. It is a transcript of the gene PHYHIP, whose product is annotated as phytanoyl-CoA 2-hydroxylase interacting protein. NCBI's taxonomy places the organism in Eukaryota, Metazoa, Chordata, Mammalia, Carnivora, Felidae. Bases 498 to 1490 code for a protein of 330 amino acids. Gene Ontology annotation, cellular component: cytoplasm. Gene Ontology annotation, molecular function: protein binding. The transcript is spliced from 4 exons. The record is from RefSeq and is a predicted model, not a curated record.
UUGGCCUCUCGGCUGCCAGUGCCCUCUGCCUGCCUCAACCCUCACACCAGUCUCCUCCGUGGGUGCUUCCUGUCUCUCCUAUGCCUCGCACAGCUCUCUCCACCCCCACCCCCUUUCUCUUUUCACGCCUGCUGGCUGAGAGCCCCCCUCCUCGGUUCCAUCUGCUGCAAAUCUGUCCUGCCUGGCGUCUGCAGCAUUCCCACUGCCUUUGCCACCUGUCAGGUGCGUCUGCUCAGCAGACCCCUCUGAGGAGAGCCAAGAACCCCCCAGGGGGGACACCCCAUCCCACCUUUGGUCUUAUCCCUCCACCAUGCAAUCUUCCCAUGCAAUCUUCCCAUCAGAUUGGAUGAGGCAGGUGUAAUCAGUGGAUUAUCCCCAAGGUUCCAAUUUGCAAGAGAUGUUGGGAGCAAGACAUUCCAGAAAAUUCAGUGGCAGGGAGAAAGCUGCUAAUUCUUCCUCUCCCAUCAGUCCCCAAAGGAGCCAAGCCACAGGGGAGCAUGGAGCUGCUGUCCACGCCCCACAGCAUCGAGGUCAACAACAUCACCUGUGACUCCUUCCGCAUCUCCUGGGCCAUGGAGAACAGUGACCUGGAGAGGGUCACCCAUUACUUCAUUGACCUUAACAAGAAGGAGAAUAAGAACUCCAACAAGUUCAAGCACCGGGAUGUCCCCACCAAGCUUGUGGCCAAGGCCGUGCCACUGCCCAUGACAGUGAGAGGCCACUGGUUCCUGAGCCCCCGCACAGAGUACAGCGUGGCCGUGCAGACCGCCGUAAAGCAGAGUGAUGGAGAGUACCUGGUGUCCGGCUGGAGCGAGACAGUCGAGUUCUGCACUGGGGACUAUGCCAAGGAACACCUGGCCCAGCUGCAGGAGAAGGCCGAACAGAUCGCAGGCCGCAUGCUCCGCUUCUCUGUCUUCUACCGCAACCACCACAAGGAGUACUUCCAGCAUGCCAGGACCCACUGCGGGAACAUGCUGCAGCCCUACCUGAAGGACAACAGCGGCAGCCAUGGCUCUCCAACCAGUGGCAUGCUCCACGGCGUCUUCUUCAGCUGCAACACAGAGUUCAACACAGGCCAGCCGCCUCAGGACUCCCCCUACGGCCGCUGGCGCUUCCAGAUCCCUGCCCAGCGCCUUUUCAACCCCAGCACCAACCUCUACUUUGCAGACUUCUACUGUAUGUACACAGCUUACCACUACGCCAUCCUGGUGCUGGCCCCCAAGGGCUCCCUGGGGGACCGCUUCUGCCGUGACCGCCUGCCCCUCCUGGACAUUGCCUGCAACAAGUUCCUGACCUGCAGCGUGGAGGAUGGGGAGCUGAUCUUCCGCCAUGCCCAGGACCUCAUCCUGGAGAUCAUCUAUACCGAGCCUGUCGACCUGUCCCUGGGCACCUUGGGGGAGAUCAGCGGGCACCAGCUCAUGAGCCUGUCCACUGCUGACGCCAAGAAAGACCCCAGCUGCAAAACCUGCAACAUCAGCGUGGGCCGCUAGGGACUCCUGGGGAGGUGGGGGGCUAGAGAGAGAUGACAGGCAGGGUGGCGAUGGGUGGCCUAGGUUCAGGGAGCUGGCUUUCUCUCCCCUGCCCCCCCUCCCCCCGCUCCCUCCACGCCACGGCCUCCCCCUUCCCCACCCCGCAGGCGUUAGAGGCAACAGAGGGCGGUCCCCUUGGUGGGCGUGGCCUAUUCAACGUCUGGUGGACUUGGAAAGGCUUCUUAGCCGCGGUAGGUUGGUGGAAGGAGGGUAGAUCUCUGGAGAUUUCCCCAUUCCCGGUUUCCCCGUCCUGCUGUUUCUUGCUUCAUUCCGGCCUCCACUUAACGGAGACUCUCAGCCUGGGGGCUUUCGCUGAGCAGCCCACCCUAGCCAAAGCCCACGAGUUGCUUGCCCGCCCCCAGAGGCACAGCAGAGAGAUGCGGGGUGCUCCUUUUUAGCCCCGCCCACCCCACUCAGGGCCAACCACAGAAUGCCCCUCCCCGCUCUGCUGGGCCGGGGACCUCCCACUUCAGGCCUGGCCCUUUCCCUCUAUACAUAGUCUCUUGCACCGCUCUGCCCCCCAGCUGCUCCUUGACUCCCAGCACCCUCUUCCUGCAUGGGGAGAGCUGUCCCUUCCUUUCUCCAUCUGCCCUCUAGAAAGGGGCCCUCUUUUUCCUCUCGGCUUUGGGGGCUCCGGGCUGUUGGGACUUUUCCUUUCUUACCUGGAGAUGAUAAAUACCCCAGCAUACCUUCUCUCUUGCUCAGAGCACUGAGGUCUGGUUCCCCCAAUGGCAGCCACUGGGGUUGAGGAGGGGGAAAGAGACCCCUGAGACCCAGAGGUACCCCUUUUAGGCCAGGAAUGGGCGGCCUCACGCUCCGAGGGGACCCAGUGUGGAACUAGAAUUGAGGGCUUUCCCUAAGAGCCCUGGCACCCUGCCUGACUGUGCGCUUUGCUCGCUCUCUUUGCCACGGUUCCGUGACUGCCCUGUGCCUGUGUGUGACCUGGACUGUGGCUUCCCUGCCACCGCACCUCACACCCCACCCACUGGCACUGUCUGCUCCCCACUGCGAGCCUGUUGGCAAAGAGCUCCUUCCCUGGGGAGUUCUUGAUGAAGUCUUCCUGGGCUUCCCAGCGUUUUUGCCAAUUUCCUACUUUUGUAUGGGUCAUGAGGGUGGUGAGGGUGAACCCCUGAGAUAGGCGGACCAGGUCGGGGGGGUGCUGGGUAGAGGUGUGGAUGAAGGCAGCUAGCUGUUUGGGGGAUGACGGAGGUGAUGUCAGGCAGAGGACAACAGCCCCCACAGUGAGAGCCGGAUUUCUGUGAUGAAGUACAGAAGGGGCCAGCAGGCCAACAAGGCCAUAUCUCAGUAAGGGCACAGGUGGGACAGCUGGUUGCCUCUUGUGUAGCCACGGGGAGUGGUGUGGUCAGCUGUCUCUGUGGCACAGAACAGGUCUGGGGGCCCUGGGAGAUGCAUGGAGGAGAGGACAUGGGCCCCCAGGCCUUUUCCGCCUCUGCUGACAGCAUUGCUGUGGGGGUGGCCCACUGCUCUCCCCUGGCCCUGUGUCUGCCCUGAGCUGGGGGCACACCUGCCUGUGUUGUGCUUGCAUCAAUAAACCACCAUGGCCUGAGA